UCUGUUGAGGAAUAUGCUCUAAUAGAUGAUUAUGAAGAACACUACGUUUGUUUUGACUUCUAGAAAGACAACACCACCUCAGCUAAUUUACUCACAGGGGAAUUGAGAUUAUAUGAGACAAGAUUUUAAGCACAAAAGGAUUAAUUUAGAUUGGAAAACGGGGAUGCAGUAGAUCCGACAUGGUAUGGUUAUGGGUAUGGCUUUUCACAAGUUUUAAUUUAGACUUUGGUAUCGCACAAGAUUGUGGUUCAACAGUGUCUGAGUCAGAUCCUAACUGCAAUUGUCUUCCAGAGUAUUGGAAAGUGAUUGACGGGUAUUCUAUGCGUUGGGGUAAAUGCCCUUCCGCUACAAUUCUAUCCGGCCCAUUUAACAGCACAUUAUUUGUGUGUGCCGACCAGUGCAGCGCUGACACGUCCUGCACGACGAUUACCUACAACAUUGACCUCAUGCUAUGCACCCUGCAUACAACUUCAUGUGAUGAUGCGGCGCUGGUAACGUCAGGUUUCUAUGACUACACGUAUGAUAAAUAUACUAUGGCAAAAACUCCGUUCACUUACGACACAACGCAAGUCCGAUGGUGCUACCACGUGCCACAGACGCCUGCCACGAGCUGGGCAGCAGCAAAUGAAACCUGCGAAGAGAAUGGUGGGAUCCUGGCUCAACUCAACUUUGAUUCUGCUCGACUAGUUGCUCAAAUUCCUCAGACUAUUUUCACUGAAAACUAUGAUAAAGUGUACUUUGGUGCAAGGCGUUUCGUCUCGGACCCCACAUCCGAUAUCCGGUGGUCAGAUGACACCAUGUACACAAUUGCAUCCGGGCAUUGGUUAUCAGGGCAACCAGACAAUGUGGCUGACGCGUGUGUCAUUACAUUCAAAUCGUAUAACUUUUAUAAGUGGGAAGACAUUGCUUGUUCUGAAAGUCAUCUCUACAUGUGUAAAUAUGUACAUACAGAUUUAUGCUACACAGUCCGUUCAACGGAUGCAUACAUCGGUGGAGCAAGUGUUACCAUCGGAACGUUGAACUCAGAGCUGGAGUGUAGGGACUACUGCCUCAGAAACAGCAGUUGCAAAUCUAUAUACUUUAUAUUAAGCAGUAGCCAGUGUAUUAUGCAGACGUCUUAUAAUGGAGACACUAUUAGUGACAACUGUUGCAGUUUUUAUAACAAAACAUGCCCACAAACAGAUGUGACAAAUCCAACAACUGAGUCAGUUUCAACUCUGGAGUCAACUUCUAUUUUAUCAACAACAGCAGCCACAACGACAGCACCUUCAACAACAGCAGCUUCAACGAUAUCACCUACAACACAUGAACCUACAACUACAGCACCUACUAUAACAGCACCUACAACACAUGAAUCUAAAACUACAGUACCUACUAUAACAGCACAUACACUGGAAGAUACUACUGUUGCGACAACCACUAAUCAGGUUACCACAAAUACUACUGAAUCUACAGAGGGAAACACUUCCAUUGAUCUUCCCAGCGAAGAGGCGAGUACAUUAUCAGUCAAUUUAAGUGAUACAGUUCCUACAAUUGAGACAACCACAUAUGCUUAUGAUACAAGUACUGAACAGCACCCAACAUCGGUACCAUCGAGUACCAGAAUUACAGUUGGCAAUACAAGUACGACCAAUCAAAAUACCGAUACAGAUAUAUCAACAUUGUACAAUUCUAUCACAACACAGGCUACUACAACCGCUGAUGACAUUACAAACGCAGCUCCUCCAAAGUCCACAAUUAAUGUAGUUACAGAAAAAAUCUAUUAUAACUCAGAUGACCGCCCUUCAGCGCAAGCUGCCGAAACGUACACUUGUAGCUUUGGACCUUACGGUUACUGCGACACUUAUGGGGAUGUAGUUGCCCAGCAUCUCCCAGAUGACGGAAUAUGGGUCAAAGCACCCAAAAAUGGUGACAAAUUGAACCAUUGGAAGUACAGAAAGACCCGCCAAAGUACCCUAUAUGGCCCCCAAGAGUACGAUUCGUCUGGUGCCUACGUCUUUGAUCAAUCAUGGAAUCUUCCGUCAAAUAUAAAUUCCAGCGUCUGUUGGGAUGUCAGUGCUUACAUAGACGAUGUUAGGAGAAGUUCCGGCUAUUUUACCUUUGACACCUACAUGUUUGGUCCCUCUGUGACCAAGAUCGAUGCGGCCCUUCUUGAUGACAACUACAGCGUCCUCAGUGUAGUGGAGUUCGCUAAUAGCGCUGAUGCUGAAAAGAAAUGGCUAACUUCAGAGGAGACAGGAAAACGUCUUGACUUUACCACUUCAAAUGGCAUUCGGUAUGUUUGCGCUGUUGGGUACACCAUCACACAGGGUAGUACGAUAAAGUGGGACGGAGAUCUUGGUGUCGAUAACUUCAAAAUAGUUUUGGCUGAAAAUAGCAUGAAAUCUCUAUUUGAAUGCAGCUUUGCGAAGGACGACCCAAACAUGUGCGGGAUGACGCAACUACAGGCACCAGCCGAUGACUUCGAUUGGUCCCUUAAUGGUCAAAGUAGUGUUCGAAACUACGGCCAGACUGGUGGCGCUUCUAACGAGAACUACAUGUUCAUUGAAUCUAGCACCUCAUUUGAUCACAUUAACUCAGGAGACAUAGCAUCGAUCCAAACACCAAACAUAGGAGCAACUUUAGGGAAAGAUGUCGACCUCAAUUUCAAGUACUUUAUGUACGGUAGUCAUACAGACACGCUUACAGUGCAAAUACAAGAUGUAGGGAAGCUGCAGGAUCCAGAAACCGUCUUUGAAAUAUCAGGAGAACAGCACAAACGGUACGACGAGUGGACACAGGUCAAGAUAGGAUUACCCAAUCGCAUAAAUGGCAAUGCCUACAACGUGAUCUUCACUGGAAAGGUUCGAGGUGAUAUCGGCCAAUAUGUCUGGUUAGGCGACAUUAGUGUUACGGACAUCAAGAUCUCAGAAGUAACUGGCGGGGCAGGUUACGCACUGCCAUGUUUGACAACGAAUUGGAGCGACUGGGUUUGCGAGGCCAGCUGUGGAGACGCUGUUAGGUGUACACGAACACGAUCUCCAACCGACCCAGCCAGUACUUCAUGUGAUCAAGUGGCCAUGUCUGAGGGAACUACAAAGAGCAUAGAUUGUGCUUUACCAAUCGAUACUUCAGUUGCCCUGUUCGAGUGCGGGUUCUCCAGAUCAGACCCAUCAAUGUGCGGGAUGGAGCAAUCAUCUGAUGAUGAUUUUAACUGGGAACUUAACGACGGCGAUAAAAAUCGACGUAACUUUGCUGACACCGGGGGAGCAGCAAACGAGGAUUACAUGUUUAUCGAGUCAAGUACUUCGAGAUAUCCACAAAACUCCGGUGAUAAGGCCACUAUUUCAACAUCAGUCAUUCAAGCGGAACUUGGAAAGGAUGUAGGUCUUUCGUUUAAAUACUUCUUGUACGGAGCUGACACAGGAACACUUCUAGUUGAGAUACAAGAUGCUGACAAACUGGAACCACCAAUUGAAGUAUUUACCAUCUCAGGCGAGCAGCAAAAGAGAGGAGAUCCAUGGACGACGAUUACUUUGGGUCUACCAAGCCGUCUCCAGGACAAACCCUACAGAGUCAUGUUCACGGCAGACAUCUUGCCUGAUAGAGAAUAUGUCUACAAGGGAGACAUAAGUGUCACUGACAUCAGAGUCGGCCAAUUCACAGCCGGUGAAGCCCUAUUCAAUUGCGGGUUUGAAAAAACAGACACAACUUUGUGUGGCAUGAAACAUCAAGUCUCUCCAACAGAGGAUGAUGAUUUCGCCUGGACGUUAAACGAUGGUGAAACCGCAAACAGGGAUUAUCUCGAGACUGGGGCCCCUCUCUCUAACAAUUACAUGUACAUUGAGUCGUCUCCAUCAACAGAGGGAUUCGUUGGUCAAUCUCCUGGAGACCGGGCUAUCAUAUCUACGCCAGCGAUCCAAGGCGAGCCAGGAGAGGCUAUUGGCUUCAGCUUUGACCACUACAUGUACGGAGAGGAUACUGGUAAACUUAUAGUUCAGUUGCAGCCUGUUGACCUAACUCAGCCUCCUGUGCAGAUAUUCUCUCGAGAAGGCGAACAACAAACAUCCCGUGACCCGUGGGAAUCUUCAAAGAUCCUGUUACCAAGUGACCUAAAUGGUGGCGCCUACUACGUCCAGUUUGUCGGUGAAAUUAAGGGUGAUGAGAGUACUCCAGAUAUCUCCCACUAUCGUGGUGAUACAAGCAUUGGAAACAUUGAAAUAACCGCAAGUGGAUCCGACUCUGGUUCAGAAUUCAUGUCCAGCUUCUCGGCACCUUGUAUGCGGUCAUUCUCAGACUGGGACUGUUCACAAUGCGGGGGUAGUGUAACAACCUGCUCCAGGAUUGGAACAGCCACGAAUGAUCAAUGUGGGGAAAUUUUGGAAAUAACACAACAGAUGACCUGCCCAGCGGACAAACUUCCCAUAAAUGGUCAAUGGAGCAUGUGGUCUGACGAAACAUGCAAUGGAGCGUGUGGAACAUAUGCCUGCAUCAGAACAAGACAAUGUAAUGACCCAGCUCCGAAAAACGGUGGAAAUGAAUGUGAUAGCAGUUCCCAAGGUGACACGUUGGAGAGAAUCGUAGACGGACCCACGUGUGGCAAUGAAUGGAGUGAAUGGAGUUGCCCCACAGGCUGCCUCACAGAGAUAGAUGACUCUGCCGUCUGCUUCCGGAAGAAAAAUGGCGAAGAAGUUGAUUUGGUAGAGACGAAGGAUAUAAGUGUGCCAAUGUGCCCAGUUAAUGGUAUGUGGAGCCCCUGGUCCAGUGAGACAUGUGAUGCAGAUUGCGGAACGUACGUGUGUAGAAAGACCCGCUCUUGCACCGCGCCUGCUCCCUCUAACGGAGGUGCCCUCUGCGGUGAUGGCUCGGAGCGUGAGGAAGACCGAUCAGCUACCAAAACCAGAACAGUGUUCGGAAUGGAUUGUGAAGCGGCAUGGAGUGAAUGGAGUUGUCCGGCGACAUGUAUAGAUGACGAUGGCGGAAGUGCUCUGUGCACAAGAAGACGGCGUCCAGAUGGAUGGGAGGUUGACGAAAUAGAAACAAAGGCAGUAACAUCAAUUCCUCUCUGCCCAGUGGAUGGCAUGUGGACGGACUGGACAACUGAGUCUUGCCUUGGAACGUGUGGUACAAUCAAAUGUGUUAAAUACAGAUAUUGUACUAACCCUGCUCCUGCAAAUGGAGGUCUCGACUGCGGUGAAGAAUCCGUCGAGUCUGUGGAGAGAAUCGUGGAUGGGCCAAAUUGCGAUACAGAAUGGAGCGCAUACACGUGCUCGGGCACUUGUGUUCAAAACGUGGGUGAUACAGUGACAUGUACCCGAAGACGCCGCCUUGAUGGCGAGGAAACUGACACUGUUGAGAGUGUUGAGCAGGAAAAACCUCUGUGCGCAAGAUGGCUUGAAUGGACCGAUUGGGGGGCAUGUUCUGUUACGUGUGGAGGAGUUGGCACAACCCAGACACGUACACGGGAAUGCUCUGCACCGCCUGACGAGGAAGGCAUUGGUCAAUGCAGUGGGUCAUCCAUAGAGACGAGGAAUUGUGGCCAAGUUGCCUGCCCUGAAUGGACUACCUGGGCAACAUGGAGCACAUGUGAGGCAGAGUGCGGGGCUAUUGAGACGGCAGUAUACAUUAGGAGGACUCGGGCAUGUAUCGGGAUGGACGCUCUAAUGGGAAUAACCUGUGAGGGUGACAUUACGGAAUCGAAACGAUGCGCAGAUUCUCCUUGUGUUUGGGAACCAUGGACGACAUGGAGUGUAUGCAGCGUCCCUUGCGGCGGAAUUAGCACCACCCAGACACGAAGUCGUAUUUGUCCAGUUACGAACGCCGAUGGUUCGAUCGCAUGUUUUGACGGAGAAGACGAUAACACGAUGCUAGCGCAAGAAUCUCGGGAGUGCGGCAGAGCACCAUGCCCAGCAUGGAGCGAAUGGAGCCCAUACACCAACUGCCCAGUAACAUGUGGGGCAGUGAACAAUAAUAUACAGUAUAUGACUAGAACAAGAACCUGCACAGACCUCAACAUAGAACUGGGGCUUGAAUGCGAAGGAGGUGAUACAGAAACCGUCCGCUGUGGCAAUGUUUAUUGCAGCUGGAACAACUGGGGAGAAUGGCCUGUCGACUGUCCAUGUGGGGAAACUGUCACCCGAUCACGAACCUGCUCUGGAGAUGAUUUUAACAUGUGCGACGGCGGUGAACUUGGUCUUAUAGAGAGCAAAACAUGCGACCCUUGCCCAGUUCCAGUUGAUGGAGUCCCUGGGGAAUGGUCACCAUGGGGAGAUUGUUCCACAACAUGCGGAGAAGGAGUGCAAUAUAGAGAGAGAGCAUGUGACAGCCCAGCCCCUGCUAAUGGUGGAGCUGAUUGCUUACAAAGUGAUUUGGUUGAUAGCGUGUCCUGUAAUGUUGUCGCAUGUCCAGUCGAUGGAGUCCCUGGACAAUGGUCACCAUGGGGAGAUUGUUCCACAACAUGCGGAGAAGGAGUGCAAUAUAGAGAGAGAGCAUGUGACAGCCCAGCCCCUGCUAAUGGUGGAGCUGAUUGCUUACAAAGUGAUUUGGUUGAUAGCGUGUCCUGUAAUGUUGUCGCAUGUCCAGUCGAUGGAGUCCCUGGACAAUGGUCACCAUGGGGAGAUUGUUCCACAACAUGCGGAGAGGGAGUGCAGUAUCGAGAGAGAGCAUGUGACAGCCCCGCCCCGGCUAAUGGUGGUGCUAAUUGCAUACAAAGUGAUCUGAUUGAUAGCGUGACUUGUAAUGUUGUCGCAUGCCCAGUUGAUGGAGUCCCUGGAGAAUGGUCACCAUGGGGAGAUUGUUCCACAACAUGCGGAGAAGGAGUUCAAUAUCGAGAGAGAGCAUGUGACAGCCCAGCCCCGUCUAAUGGUGGAGCUGACUGCAUACAAAGUGAUCUGAUUGAUAGCGUGGCCUGUAAUAUUGUCGCAUGCCCAGUUGAUGGAGUCCCUGGAGAAUGGUCACCAUGGGGAGAUUGUUCAACAACAUGUGGAGAAGGAGUGCAAUAUCGAGAGAGAGCAUGUGACAGCCCAGCCCCGUCUAAUGGUGGAGCUGACUGCACACAAAGUGAUCUAAUUUAUAGCGUGGCCUGUAAUAUUGUCGCAUGCCCAGUUGAUGGAGUCCCUGGAGAAUGGUCACCUUGGGGAGAUUGUUCCACAACAUGCGGAGAAGGAGUACAAUAUCGAGAGAGAGCAUGUGACAGCCCAGCCCCGUCUAAUGGUGGAGCUGAUUGCUUACAAAGUGAUCUGGUUGAUAGCGUGGUCUGUAAUGCUGGAGAUUGUGUUGACCCCCCUGUUGAUGGAGUCCCUGGAGAAUGGUCACCAUGGGGAGAUUGUUCCACAACAUGCGGAGAAGGAGUUCAAUAUCGAGAGAGAGCAUGUGACAGCCCAGUCCCGUCUAAUGGUGGAGCUGACUGCUUACAAAGUGAUCUGGUUGAUAGCGUGGCGUGUAAUGCUGGAGAUUGUGUUGACCCCCCUGUUGAUGGAGUCCCUGGAGAAUGGUCACCAUGGGGAGAUUGUUCCACAACAUGCGGAGAAGGAGUUCAAUAUCGAGAGAGAGCAUGUGACAGCCCAGCCCCGUCUAAUGGUGGAGCUGACUGCUUACAAAGUGAUCUGAUUGAUAGCGUGGCUUGUAAUGCUGGAGAUUGUAUUGACCCCCCUGUUGAUGGAGUCCCUGGAGAAUGGUCACCAUGGGGAGAUUGUUCCACAACAUGCGGAGAAGGAGUUCAAUAUCGAGAGAGAGCAUGUGACAGCCCAGCCCCGUCUAAUGGUGGAGCUGACUGCUUACAAAGUGAUCUGAUUGAUAGCGUGGCUUGUAAUGCUGGAGAUUGUAUUGACCCCCCUGUUGAUGGAGUCCCUGGAGAAUGGUCACCUUGGGAAGAUUGUUCCACAACAUGCGGAGAAGGAGUGCAAUAUCGAGAGAGAGCAUGUGACAGCCCAGUCCCGUCUAAUGGUGGAGCUGACUGCUUACAAAGUGAUCUGAUUGAUAGUUUGGCUUGUAAUGCUGGAGAUUGUGUUGACCCCCCUGUUGAUGGAGUACCUGGAGAAUGGUCACCUUGGGGAGAUUGUUCCACAACAUGCGGAGAAGGAGUUCAAUAUCGAGAGAGAGCAUGUGACAGCCCAGCCCCGUCUAAUGGUGGAACAGACUGCUUACAAAGUGAUCUGAUUGAUAGUUUGGCUUGUAAUGCUGGAGAUUGUGUUGACCCCCCUGUCGAUGGAGUCCCUGGAGAAUGGUCACCUUGGGGAGAUUGUUCCACAACAUGCGGAGAAGGAGUUCAAUAUCGAGAGAGAGCAUGUGACAGCCCAGUCCCGUCUAAUGGUGGAGCUGACUGCUUACAAAGCGAUCUGAUUGAUAGUGUGGCUUGUAAUGCUGGAGAUUGUGUUGACCCCCCUGUUGAUGGAGUCCCUGGAGAAUGGUCACCUUGGGGAGAUUGUUCCACAACAUGCGGAGAAGGAGUACAAUAUCGAGAGAGAGCAUGUGACAGCCCCGCCCCGUCUAAUGGUGGAGCAGACUGCUUACAAAGUGAUCUGAUUGAUAGUGUGGCUUGUAAUGCUGGAGAUUGUGUUGACCCCCCUGUUGAUGGAGUACCUGGAGAAUGGUCACCUUGGGGAGAUUGUUCCACAACAUGCGGAGAAGGAGUUCAAUAUCGAGAGAGAGCAUGUGACAGCCCAGUCCCGUCUAAUGGUGGAGCUGACUGCUUACAAAGUGAUCUGAUUGAUAGUGUGGCUUGUAAUGCUGGAGAUUGUGUUGACCCCCCAGUUGAUGGAGUCCCUGGAGAAUGGUCACCUUGGGGAGAUUGUUCCACAACAUGCGGAGAAGGAGUUCAAUAUCGAGAGAGAGCAUGUGACAGCCCAGUCCCGUCUAAUGGUGGAGCUGACUGUAUUCAAAGUGAUCUGGUUGAUAGCGUGGCCUGUAAUGCUGGAGAUUGUGUUGACCCUAAUCCUCCUGUUGAUGGUAACUGGGGAGAGUGGGAGAUGUCAGGGGUCUGUAGUGUAACAUGUGGUGGUGGCGUUCAAGAGAGAAUCAGAGUGUGUGAUAAGCCAGCACCAGCGAAUGGUGGCAGUGAGUGUACACUUUCAGAUGGCUCUGCGACUGCAUUGACAGAAUAUGGUGUAAUGGACGGCCAAUGCAACACUAAAUCGUGUGAAUGUUCCAAACCGAUGAAUAUCUUGCUUCUAGUGGAUAGUUCUGCUAGUAUAACAGCUCAAGGAAAAACUGAGGCAUUCCAAAAUGUCAGAGACUUUCUAACUUUAUUCAUCGAGAAAAGUCCCAUCGAGAGUGGUGUUUACCAAGUAGGUCUCACCCAGUUUUCUAGUACAGUUAAAACUGAAUUCAAUGGAACGACAUAUGGUACAGACAAAUCAGCUAUGUUAGACUAUGUAGCUACUAUCGACCAUUUAGCUGGACUUACGGCAACAUAUGAUGGCCUUGAGGCAGCUAGGAAUGAUUUGAGUGACCCAGAUAGGUAUCGCCAGACUGCCACUGACGUCAUCAUAGUUAUCACGGAUGGAGCCUCGGGAGAUCCUGUUAGAACUGCUGAGCAGGCCAACCUUAACAAACAAGCUGGAAUCAAACAGGUUGCUGUCGGUGUAGGGAAUUCAGUUCUGCAGACUGAACUUGAAACGAUUGCCUCAGAACCUGCAUCUGACUAUGUGAAAACAAUUGCAAGUUACUCCGAGUUGGCCGCAACAGUCGACGAGAUUCACAAGCUCGCUUGCAUAGAUCCGAUUGACGGAGCGUGGGGACCAUGGAAGGAUGGUACCUGUGACCUUACUUGCGGAAACCAAACUAAAACGAGAACCCGAGAGUGUGACAAUCCAAAACCUCUUCACGAUGGAGCAGAAUGCGUGGGAGAAUCCACAGAGGUUGUAUUAUGUGCAUACAUACCAUGCCCAGUUAAUGGAGGCGUUGGUCAGUGGUCAGAUUGGGGAGAGUGUUCCACGACAUGUGGAGAUGGAGAGAAAACUCGUACAAGAGCAUGUGACAGCCCUGCACCAGCCAAUGGUGGAGCUAAUUGCAGUCCAGAUGAUCUGAUUGAAAUCCUUAUCUGUAAUGUUGUCGAAUGUCCAGUAAAUGGUGGCUAUGCUGAAUGGAGUGUAUGGAGCAGUUGUUCAACUACAUGUGGUGGCGGAGAGAUAGCUCGUGAAAGAACCUGCACGGAUCCAGCCCCAGCAUACGGGGGCGACGAUUGCGUAGGAGACAAUCUCGAAACUGAUGUCUGCAACACUUUCCCGUGCCCAGGAUGUGAAGAAUUCAUGGAUAUUGCACUGGUUGUUGACACAGCGGGUAACGAUGCCAACUCAGACAUUAACAAAUAUUUAAUUGGUCUCACUGAGGAGCUCAAUCACGCCAAGUCAAGGGUCGCGCUGUAUUCCUUCUCUGAUACUGUAACUCAAGAGUUUUCUCUUGAGGAUUUUGCGGGAAACGAGACUUCUGUCAGUGAUGCUAUAUCGACUGUUAGUUUCAAUGGCGGAACUACGAGAGAUACUAAUACUGCACUCAUGACGGCUGGAGAUGAAUUGUUUUCCGCCAGAGAAGAUGCAAUGCGUGCAGUAAUUCUCGUAACAACCGGUGCGUCUAUAGAUCCUACAGAGGCAUCUAUAGCCGCUGAGAGUCUGAGGUCAGAGGGCAUCGAGGUUUUCCAUAUUGCUAUUGGAGCAGAGGCCUCUGCUGAGACGGCUUCAAUUGCAUCAGUGGAUGUGUCUGCUCACAGUGUAUCAUAUGACAGUCUAAAUGAUAUAGGAGCAAAUACAAUUGAUUUCAUCUCCGAAAUAAGCCUAUUUUGUAAAGCUAAAGCGGAUGGCUAUUGGUCGGUGUGGUCAGCCUAUGGCGAAUGCUCAGUAACAUGUGGCGGAGGGUUCGAAGAAAGGACUCGUACCUGCGACGGACGCAGAUAUGGUGGACUAGGGUGUACUGGAGCAACGUCCCAAACUCGAGUGUGCAAUGACAUCGCUUGCCCAGUGAAUGGUGUUUGGUCUGACUGGUAUGAAUGGAGCGCAUGUACCACAACAUGCGGAGGAGGAACCCGUGAAAGCAACAGGGAAUGUAAUAACCCUGCACCCUCUAAUGGUGGAGAUGAUUGCGCUGGGGAUAGCAUUCGUAUAGAAGAAUGUAGCACAGAGGCCUGUCCAGACCCUAUCGAUGGUGUAUGGGGUGAAUGGUCAGCAUACGAAUGCAGUACGACCUGUGGAGGGGGUGUAUUGGGUAGAUCGAGAAACUGUGACAGCCCUGCCCCACAACACGGAGGACUCGCAUGCCCUGGAGAGGAUUUCGAAACAACUGACGAAUGCAAUACUGAGAAUUGCCCAAUUGACGGUAAUUGGGGUGGGUACGGACCAUGGAGCGACUGUACUGUAACAUGUGGAGGGGGAAAGAAGUGGCGUACAAGAACAUGUGAUGACCCGGCUCCAGCUUAUGGCGGAGCGGACUGCACCGGAUCCUCUAACAACACCAGGAACUGCAAUACACAGGGCUGUCCGAUUGACGGGGCUUGGUCAGUUUGGCCUGAUUGGAAUGAUGCAUCAGUCGUAUGCAGUGUCACGUGUGGAGGAGGCACCAAGACAAGAUACCGUACAUGUACUGACCCAGCUCCCCAGAAUGGUGGUGCGGAAUGUCCAGCUAGUGAUCCCGACUCUGAGACUCAUCCAGACCCUUGCAAUAUAGAUCCUUGUCCAAUUGAUGGUUAUUGGGAAGCUUGGAAUGAAUGGUCAGUAUGUUCGGUAUCUUGUGGAGAAGGCUCCCAGAGUACGAACCGAACAUGCGUUGAACCAGAAUUUGGAGGCGAACCUUGUUCGGGUGCCUCGUACAAAACUAGGACAUGUACUGCAGAUUAUGGACCAUGCCCUAUUGAUGGGGUUUGGACGGACUGGGGAUGGGCUGCUGGUGCUUCAGGAGAAUGCAGUGUGAUUUGUGGAGGAGGUAUUCGCACCCGGAUUCGUGAGUGUGAAGGCCAGGCUUACGGGGGACUUCCGUGUGAUGGUCCCGAUUCAGAAGACGUAGAAUGCAACACUCGGCCUUGUGAUAACAUCAAUGGCCAGUGGUCAAGCUGGGCUUCGGGUGGAUGCAGCAUAACGUGUGGUGAUGGUGGCAUCGAGACCUUUACAAGGUCAUGUUCCGACCCUGCUCCUAAAGAUUAUGGUGAAUAUUGUGCUGGAGAGGACGUCAUGGAGAGUCCGUGUGAUUUCAUUAACUGUCCAGUAAAUGGUGGAUGGUCAAAUCACUAUUCAUCAUGCAGCGUUGGUUGCGGCGUCCCACAGGGUGGAGUGAUAACCAAUAACAGAGUUUGUGACAAUCCUGCACCACAAUUCGAGGGUGAAUAUUGCAGUGGAAGUGAAACAGUGACAUCAGCAUGCAAUGUCGAUUUGUGUUGCAAUCAACGCCUUGAUAUUACAUUUGCUGUUGAUAUGUCGAGCUAUACAUUUGACAACCCAACUCGUGCCGCAUUCAUUGCAUUUUUUGAUGCCUUUAUUGAUGCCCUGGACUCCGGUGCUGAUAGAGUUGGUUUUAAUAGUGACUUCCACAUUGCUCUUGUUACAUAUGACGAAUCAGGGAAUGUUGAGUUCCCGUUGAACCAGUAUGAGACAAAGGAAGCUAUCAAAGAAGCAUUCAGGAACCGCCUCACUAGCACUGCCCUAUCACCAGCAACUACAAAUAUUGAGGAUGCUAUAAACACAAUCAAUACGGAUAUUUGGGACGAGACGCUAGGAGACAGGCCUGAUGUUGAUAACCGAAUCAUUAUCAUGGGGCAAAAUACAAACAUGCCAAAUAGUCCUGUGAACUGGGCCGAUAUCACAAGAACUAGCGAUACUGCCAUCCAGAAGGAAGAGUAUUUUGGAAUUGGCGCACAGUGGACUCCAGACCCAGAUGCUUUAAGGGCUGAAUUCGAAGAAAUCACGCAGAACCCUGAGCACGUAGGAAUAUGGCCUAAUACCGACCAGGCUUCACUGUCACAACACGCAGUAGAAUACGCCGCAGACCUCUACACCAAUCACUUUACAUGCUAA
Molecule: messenger RNA, 12974 nt
Organism: Owenia fusiformis
Lineage: Eukaryota; Metazoa; Annelida; Polychaeta; Sabellida; Oweniidae
Source: the annotation of a GenBank genome assembly